Molecule: messenger RNA, 835 nt
Organism: Ilex paraguariensis (yerba mate)
Lineage: Eukaryota; Viridiplantae; Streptophyta; Magnoliopsida; Aquifoliales; Aquifoliaceae
Source: the annotation of a GenBank genome assembly
CCAUCAGCAACAUCCACAAAACUUUAAAGAAUGGCUGCAUUUUCCUCUUCAACUGUCAUAUCAAUUCUGGUAUUCUCUCUAAUGCAUGGUGCUUUCAUGGGCCUUUCUGCCAGUAACUUGUACCAAAAUUUUGAUAUUACCUGGGGGGAUAGCCGUGGGAAGAUGCUCCACAAUGGAGAGCUUCUUACUCUCUCCCUUGACAAAGUCUCUGGCUCAGGUUUCCAAUCAAAAAUAAGCUAUCUAUUCGGGAAGAUUGACAUGCAGCUCAAGCUUGUCCCUGGGAACUCUGCUGGCACCGUCACUGCAUACUAUUUAUCAUCACAAGGGCCAAUGCAUGAUGAGAUAGACUUUGAGUUCUUGGGGAAUUUGAGUGGAGAACCGUACAUUGUUCACACUAAUGUGUACACCCAAGGCAAGGGUGAAAGAGAGCAGCAAUUCUACUUAUGGUUUGAUCCCACUGCUGAUUUCCACACCUAUUCCAUGCUAUGGAAUCCCCAAACCAUUGUCUUCUCUGUGGAUAGCACACCAAUAAGGGAAUUCAAGAACAUGGAAUCAAUUGGUGUUCCAUUCCCAAAGAACCAACCUAUGAAGCUCUACUCUAGCCUUUGGAAUGCAGACCAAUGGGCCACAAGAGGUGGGUUGGUGAAGACAGACUGGACUCAAGCUCCAUUCACUGCUUCCUACAGGAACUUCAAUGCAAAUCCAUGGCUAUCUCAGAAAUUGGACGCAGCCAGUGAAGAAAAGCUCAAAUGGAUUCAGAGGAAGUACAUGAUCUACAAUUAUUGCACUGAUGCAAAGAGAUUUCCUCAGGGGUUUCCUCCUGAAUGCCAAUAAU